AACAAAGUUUAUCAACCAAUUUAAUCAACUCUUUUUGUUUUUUUGCUUGUACUGCUCGUUGUCAUAUAAAAUUAUUAAAUACGAGAUUAAAUCUGUAAAACAAGAAAAAAAAAUUGAUUGAAAUGUUUGAAAUUUCAACAAAAAUUUCAAAAAAAAAAAUUAAUUGGAGCUCAAAGUAAUUAAAAGUUACUAUUUAUGUGAAGUUGUUGGAAAAAAAAAAUUUGUGGAAAAAUACCGCCUGAAAAAAUGGAAUAAUGUGAAAAUAUUUUUAAAUUUAGGACAAUUAAAAAUUUUACUCAAAAACAAAUAAAUUAAAAAUUUAUUAAAGAAUAUUUUUUUAAGUGAAUGAAAAAAAGGAUAUGAAUUUACUAUAAACUUCAAGUUCUAGAUAAAAUAUUUGUGUCUUAAAAUAAAAAUUGAAAUACAAAAUAUGUAAGUGAAUUUUGAAGCAAUUUUUAAAAAUCCACCAAAGGUAAGAAAAAAUUAAUAAUUAUUUCAAUGUAAAAAAUUAAAGUAAAAAAAAAAAAAAUUGUAAUAAUGGGUGAUAAAGAAGAAUUAACAGAAACAAAAACUAAUCAAAGUCCAAAUAAUAAAUCAACACAUCAUCAGCUUGAACAAAGAUAUUUAGAUUUAGAACAAUGCUCAAAUAUAAGACCAAAAGAUUUAUUACAAAAACGUAAAUCAGAUCCUGGUCAACAAACAAAUCGUAUUGUUGUUAUACAACCAUCAACUGAAUCAAUGAAUUUUGAUGAUGACGAUGAUGACGAUGAUGAUGACGAUGAUGAUGAUGAUGAUGAUGAUAGAGAUGGUAAUGAUGAUAAUGAUGAUAAAAAUGACAAUGAUAAUAAAGAUUGUAAUAGUGAAAUAUUAAAAGACAAAAAAAUACAAAAACGUCCGCGUGAUUUCGGUACGGAUUAUAAAAAAACUGGUGUUUGUAGUGAUUUUAAUACAAGUAAUAAUAUUAGAAAAAAUAGUGAUAAUAGUAAUAUUGAUAAUGAUGGUGAUAAUACACCAAAUAGUAAUGAUGUUAGUCCUAGAUCAGAAAGAUCACAUUCAAUAUGUUCACGUAAUUUAUUUUCAACAAGAUCAUUAAGAUAUCCAACUGGUAGUUCAAGUGGUUUAUCAAAUUUAAGUGGUUAUACAACAAGAAAAUGUGUAUUAACAUUAGAUGGAUAUUCAUAUGUAAUAGAUCUGGAUAUCAUUUACUUAAAAAAAAUGUUCUGUAAAGUAUGGAGCAAAGAAGUCAUUAAUUCAUUAUCAGUAAGACGUUUCACUUUUCAAUUAUGUACAUUGAUGGAAGAAGAAGAAUUAUUGGAAGAUAACAGUUAUGUUUGGUUUUUUAAAUUUUUAACAGUAAAUGUGUUGUCAGUGAAUGUUUUGACAUUAAAUGUCUUAUCAGUAAAUGUUUCAACAGUAAAUGUCUCGGCAGUAACUGCCUUGACAAUAAAUGUCUUAACAGUAAAUGUCUCGAUAGUAAAUGUCGUGACAGUAAAUGUUUUGAUAGUAAAUGUUGUGACAGUAUGUCACACAGUCAGUGAUAGAAAAUUUCUCGCAAGUAAAGGAGUAUAA
Molecule: messenger RNA, 1569 nt
Organism: Condylostylus longicornis
Lineage: Eukaryota; Metazoa; Arthropoda; Insecta; Diptera; Dolichopodidae
Exons: 4
Coding region: 538-1569 (343 amino acids)
Source: RefSeq, a predicted model, not a curated record